AGCACAGUUAGUGAGCUGCAGGCAAAGGUUCCGAUGCGUCUGUUUGUAGUGCUGAGUGUUUGUGUGGCUUUGGCCUCCGCCGGAGGUUACGGAGGCGGAGGAGGUGGAGGUGGAGGUGGAUACGCCGGAUCCUCAGCUUCCUCCUCCGCUUCAGCCGGUGCGAUUGGCGGCGGUGAUGGAGGCGGUAAGCUCGGCGGAGGAUACGGAUCCGGCGGUCACGGAUCCGGCGGUCUGGGUUCCGGAGGACACGGAUCUGGCGGCUUCGGUUCUGGUGGAGAUUUCGGUGGUGGCGGCCUAGGUGGCGGAUUCGGAGGCGGCGGCGCUGAUGCCUCGUCGAGUGCUGGAGCAGCUGGCGGAGGACUGUCAGGCGGAUCAGCUGGAGGUCCCUUCGGAGGCGGCAGCGGCGGUCAUUCCGGCGGUGGAGUUAUUUCCGGCGGAGGUGGCGAUAUUUUCGGCGGAGGUGGUGCCAUUGGAGGAGGACACCCUGGCGGAGGCGGCUCUAUUGGAGGCGGCCAUUCCGGAGGAGGAAAUGGAAUCGGUGGCGGUCCUGGAUUUGGUUCUGGUGGAGGAGGACACUCUGGAGGUGGCGGGCAUUCCGGUGGAGGCGGAUUAGGUGGAGGAGGUGGAUCCGGCGGGGGCUUCGGCGGAAGCUCAGCGUCAUCUUCAGCCGGCGUUAUUGGUGGCGGUCACGGAUCUGGAAAGCCAGGAGGUGGCUAUGGAGGCGGCGGAGGUCCAGGCUUCGGACCGGGUGGAGGAAUCGGAGGAGGAGGCGGACACUCUGGAGGUGGAAUCGGAGGAGGACACUCUGGAGGUGGAGGUCAUGGAGGAGGUGGACUCAUUGGAGGAGGUCCCGGAUUUGGUCCAGGACCAGGAUUCGGCGGAGGCUUUGGUCCUGGAAUCGGAGGUGGAAUUGGUGGCGGAGCCGGAGGCGGACACUUUGGAGGUGGACUUAGCGGAGGUCACGGCCACAAGCACGGAGGCCAUGGAGGCGGUGGCGGAUACAAAGGCGGAUCUGGUGGUGGCGGAGGAUUUGGCGGCGGUGGUGGUGGAUACGGAGGUGGUGCCCACUCAAGUGCUUCUGCUUCGGCCAGUGCUUCCGCGGGUGCCGGCGGUGGUGGGGAGAAGGUAAAAUUAGCUCUGUGUGAAAGUCACGUGAUGUCCUUGAUGGAAACCAUUUACGCGUUCAGCAGUAGCAGUGGUCGACCCCAAGGACACCGCGAAGGAAAACUUUUCCCCUUUCGGCGGAGAAAUUGCGAAAUGAAGACCCUGAUUGUUCUUGCUCUGCUGGUGGCCGCCGUUUCGGCCCUACCGCAAUUCGGAUUUGGAGGACCCAGAUUUGGAGGACCAGGAUUUGGAGGGCCCGGAUUUGGAGGACCCGGCUUUGGCGGUGGAUUUGGAGGAGGUCCAUAUGGUGGUGGAUUUGGAGGAAAUCCCUACGGCGGUGGUUUCGGCGGAAAUCCCUAUGGCGGUGGAUUUGGAGGAGGUCCAUAUGGCGGUGGAUUCGGCGGUAAUCCCUAUGGCGGAGGAUUCGGAGGUAGACAUCGUCAUGGCGGUGGUGGACGUGGUGGUGGCGGUGGUGCUGCCUCAGCAUCGGCCUCUUCGUCGGCCUCUGCAGCAGGUGGUGGCGGAGCUGCCUCCUCUUCCGCCUCCUCAUCGGCGUCGGCCAGCGGCGGUGGCUUCUACGGCAAAUGAGAUGAUAGUAGAUAA
Drosophila takahashii is the source of this 1707-nucleotide messenger RNA. RefSeq lists its product as uncharacterized. Lineage: Eukaryota; Metazoa; Arthropoda; Insecta; Diptera; Drosophilidae. The record is from RefSeq and is a predicted model, not a curated record.